AUGGUGUUCGGACAGAUUGUGAUCGGCCCCCCGGGGUCGGGGAAGACGACCUACUGUGAUGGCAUGUCUCAGUUCCUCAGGCUGAUCGGCAGGUACGCGCCUGGACGGCCGUUGCCUCGUGCGCCGUUUCGGAUGAUUGUUUUUUAUACUCUUUGUCCCCGAGAGAUCAUCCCCUCCUUCCCAUUCACGUGGUUGUGGUGAUUUAUAGUGGUUUUAGGUUUUGCUUCCGCGUUUUACUUGGUGGUUUAUGUACGUUUUGCUUCCUCUUUGUAAAUAUUUCCAAGUCGCAUUUAUUAUGGAAUGAUGAGUGUAGUGAACGGCUAAGCGUGUGAUCGUGGGAAAAAAAAAGGAAAGGUGUGAGGCUGUGCUGUCCAGUUUAACAUGAAGGCUUCAUACCGAGAAGGCGUUUCGUGCUAUAUGUUGAUUGUUGCUUCAUUGCAGGAAAGUGGCUGUCAUCAAUUUGGAUCCUGCAAACGACGAGCUACCGUGAUAAUCCCUUCUUACCCUGAGAUUGAUAUUUUUCAUUCGACAUAUUUCAAGUAUCUUGUAAAAUUUUAUGCUGACAGUUUUAUUGGUGAAUGGUUAUUGAUUGCUUUUUGCAUUUUCUCUGCAGAUAUGAAUGUGCUGUGAACAUCGAGGAUCUCAUAAAGCUUAGUGAUGUGAUGAGUGAACAUAGUCUUGGUCCCAAUGGAGGUGAGAUCAACUGAACUAUUGUUUGAUUUUUCUCGUCUGCCAGUUUGUAUUUUGGUUGUUUCAGACACAGGAAAUGAACUAGGACACUUAACAUCUCAUAAUGCCGCAUGUAACUUACAGGUCUCGUUUAUUGUAUGGAUUUCCUGGAGAAGAACAUAGAUUGGUUACAAUCCAAAUUGCAACCUCUCAUCAAAGGUGAUGUAUCCACGCCUUUAAUUUACAGUUUCUCUAUAAUUCAUGUAAACUACUCUUGAAACAUUUCAUGCUUUGAUGUACAUGUGGAAUAUUUCUUGGAGUCUUGGUUUAACUCUGUGUAUAUAUCUCUUCAGCUCUCUGUCAUUGGAAUCUGUUGUUCUGUCCCUAAGAGUCAUUUGUUAUAGGAUAAUCUGAUUGUCUAGAAGAACAAAUUGCACAUCAUGGCAUUGACAGACGUUGAAGUUUGGAUAUAGGGGACUACAAAUCUUGAAUCAAUGACAUCUUCAGGACUCGCAUUGAUCUUUGUUAUGGACAGGGUUUCUUCGUCUUCAGAGAAAUGACUUGUUUACGUCCAUGCAGCAGCGUCCAUGCCCAAGUGUUUUGCAUUUCAUUUAGUAUCGAGUGUCUUGAUGAUACUUGGUAUGUCGUGUACAGUCCAAAUUGAAGUGAAUAUUUUGUGCUCUUAGUGAGCCACAAGUUUAUAUUCUCAAUGAAAAAGUUACAAUCUUCGAAUCUAAUGUUUUCCUUCCAGGUCUGUAUUCCCUUUGUCUCUUGCCAUCGUUGGGUUCACCUCACUCCUCAAGGAAUGCACAUUGUGUGUCCUGAUUAGUGUGAAGCCCAAAUGGUGUGGUUUGGUUCAUGGGUCCUAUGUCCUUGUGAAGUUUGGGUUGCCCUCAAUAUAUAAAAAUGAUUAUGCGGCCCUUAAGCGGGAAUUUUUUAAUCUUUGGGGAUGGGUGCAGUUGGGCCAUUGCACUCUAACUCCCGUAAAAAUCAAUGUUCGUGGUAAUACAAAAUUAAGGCUCUUUGGUAGUCUCGAAUAAGGCAUAGAGAAGCCAAAGAAGAUGGAUGAUCUGUUAUUGAGGUGAUUUAUGUUUUUUCCCCAGGAAGAGCUCGCUUCUCAUUUAUUAAAUGCUGUGAUGUAGUGAUGAUUGCUGUGGUGUGAUGUCUAUUUGUUGAACAUAGACAUGUACGGCGCAAUGAAUGUUGAACUUGGUCGUUGAUAUUCACUCUAGUUUUACUUUAUGGCCUUUCUUUUAUUUUUCUGACCUGUCAUUUAUCUUUUGUAGAUCACUAUCUUCUAUUUGAUUUUCCCGGGCAAGUUGAACUUUUCUUUCUUCAUUCGAAUGCAAAGAGUGUCAUCUCCAAACUCACCAAGAAAAUGGAUCUCAGAGUAUGAUCCUUUAACCUGUGCCCUCUAUUUUAUUUUUCACACAUACCUGUCAAAAACAUUGUAAUUCUCGGAAUAUUUACAUGAUCUGCAGUUGACUGCGGUGCAUUUAGUUGAUUCACAUCUAUGCAGUGAUCCUGGAAAAUAUGUGAGUGCAUUGCUACUCUCACUAACGACUAUGCUACAUCUGGAACUCCCACACAUCAAUGUCUUUUCUAAAAUUGAUCUCAUUGAGAGCUAUGGAAAAUUAGGUAAUAUACGUGGGCACCCUCGGAUAUAAGUUAUGCAAAUGGUUUUUCAUGCAUAGUCCAAUCAAAUUCAUUGAACAUAUCCAUCUCUAUUGCCUGUAGCAUUCAACCUUGAGUACUACACCGACGUUCAGGAUUUAUCAUACUUACAGUACCAUCUUGAUCAAGAUCCUAGAUCAGCAAAGUACAGGUUGGGUUAUUAUUUAUUAUUUGUGAAGUUUUAGAUUCUUCCUUUUCCUUCUUCGAGCAGCCUCGACUUUCAGCAUCUUGCUUUCUGUGGUCCUUGACUUCCAUUUGUCAAGUUGUUCUUUCUUAUGUUUGAGACCAUGGCCAUGAAUUUCUGGCCAUUUACAUGUAAUAUCCCUAGAUAUCCGAUUGAGAGCGGAUAGUUUCUAGUCUCUACAGAAUGCUUACAAAGAUUUCACCAUAGGUCAUUGUAAAGACCUUUCUAAAUCUAUAUCAGAGCACAUCGAGCUAUUGUGCGUCCACUGUCCGAAAGGUAAUCGUCAAUUAGCUUGAAGAAUUUACUGACAAAAUCUGGGUUUCCAUUCAUUUUCUACCUUACAGAAUCAGAAGAGAGAAGAGAGUGCGCUAAGAAAUUCGUGCAUGAGAAAAUCAGUGCGCAUCUUAUUUAUUUUACCCAAUUGUAUGUGCAGAGUACAAGCAUCAGAAAAUUGAUAAUUGGGUGUUAUGCGGAUUCUGGUGUAGGUUAUGCAGAAGAUUAGUUAAAAGACUAGCUUAAGUUAGGCGACAUAAACACUAUGUUCCUGGUGCCUCGGGAAUUCUACCACAUAUCUGUAUGAUUUGACCUAAUCACUGAUUGUCCUGGUUCUUUUAUUUCCUACGGCAUCAAUCAUAUAAGUUUAUCGUGUGUUUCAGGAAACUCACAAAGGAACUAUGCGAUGUGAUUGAAGACUUUUCCUUAGUGAACUUUACAACGUUAGACAUUCAGGCAUGUCUUUUUCAACGUUUACACCCAUGUUUACUUGUAUAUCUGAACUUAUUGGACUCUAAUAUCACCUUCAGGAUAAAGAGAGUGUCGGAAAUCUUGUGAAACUUAUAGAUAAAAGCAACGGGUAUAUAUUUGCUGGCAUUGAAGGGAGUGUUGUUGAGCUCAGCAAAAUUGCCGCUGCCCCACUUGACUGGGACUAUUACAGAUAUCCUUUCUACAUUCAAUUCGUCUUUUUUUCUUCUCUCUAG
Messenger RNA from Spirodela intermedia, 3504 nucleotides. The record is from the annotation of a GenBank genome assembly. NCBI's taxonomy places the organism in Eukaryota, Viridiplantae, Streptophyta, Magnoliopsida, Alismatales, Araceae.